This is a messenger RNA of Mucor velutinosus, 702 nucleotides long. RefSeq lists its product as uncharacterized. Gene Ontology annotation, cellular component: mitochondrion. The record is from RefSeq and is a predicted model, not a curated record. Lineage: Eukaryota; Fungi; Mucoromycota; Mucoromycetes; Mucorales; Mucoraceae. The coding region runs from base 1 to 702 and encodes 233 amino acids. The transcript has a single exon.
AUGUCAGUCCGUUCAAUCACUUUGGUUCGCAAUGCGAUGGUAGGUAAAAGCUUCGCUUCUACUAUGUGUCCCUUGGUGAGAUCUCCUGCUGCCAGAAUCCGACCUCUUCAACGGCAUUUAACUACAAAACCCAACUCUACCACAUCUCGAUUCUUUUCCACAGCUCCUGGAAAGCCACAACAACAACAACAACAACAACAAGCAUCUAAAAUAUCGUCCAUGGCAUCAUCACCCAGUAUCAUCCAAGCUGCCAAAGUGAAAGCAGAGCCUAAACCAUCUAAAUUGAAGGAACUCACCAAAAAGUACGGCGCAGUGGGUAUCAUUGUAUAUCUCGGUGUUGGUUGUGUGGAUCUAGGUAUCACUCUUGGUGUUAUUCAAUUAGUGGGGCUGGAUAAAGUGAAAGCACUGGAAAGAGGCGUAUUGGACAUCGUUUACAACACGGGUGAGAGAUUUGGAAUCAAGAGAAAGGAAGACGUUUUGGUGACAUCUGACGAGAGUGUGAUGAGCAGCGAUGCCGACGAUACCCCUUCAUUUGCCUCUGUGUUCAUUUUGGCCUAUGGUAUUCACAAAACGCUACUGCUUCCUGUCAGACUUGGCAUUACAGCUGCAAUUACACCUGCAAUUGUUCGUAAAUUGCACCAAAUGGGCUGGGCUCGUUACUUUCCUAGAUUAUUAGGCGCCACUACACCAAAAAAGCCAUAA